Molecule: messenger RNA, 981 nt
Organism: Python bivittatus (Burmese python)
Lineage: Eukaryota; Metazoa; Chordata; Lepidosauria; Squamata; Pythonidae
Gene: FAM229A
Product: family with sequence similarity 229 member A
Source: RefSeq, a predicted model, not a curated record
AAGAAUUUCUUGGGGCCUCCUCCUCGCAAGCUCUCAACCACGCACAGUCUUCCCAACCCACAAAGCCCACUUCCCCCAUCUCUGCAGAAGAAGCUAUUCCAACGCUGGAGGCCUCUGUGGAAAGCUGGGCCCUGCUUAGCCCCACCCCAGCAGAGGCGACCCCAUCAGAGAGCAGCGAGAGCAUCUCCUUGGUGACUCAGAUUGCAAACCUCACUGCUGUGCCUGCCUCCCCCUCACAAACUGGAGCCCAGCUUGCUGGAGCUGGGGACCUUUCUCAGAAGCUGCAGGAAGCCACCAGAGACGAGCAGGUCUCUUUGCCUAAACCAGGGAAGCCUGCACAGCCUUCUCCAGCUCCUCAGGAGGCAAAGCCCUCUUCAGAGCAGCCCAAGGAGCGUGUGGAGAGCAAGGCAGCGAGCAGGAUAGAGACUCUGCGAGAGGAUGUGCCCAUGGACUUACGACUUUUUGAGCUCAAUUCGGACAGCGGGAAGUCCACGCCAUCCAACAAUGGGAAGAAAGGCUCGAGCACAGAUAUUAGUGAGGACUGGGAAAAGGACUUUGACCUGGACAUGACAGAAGAAGAAGUUCAGUUGGCACUUGCCAAAGUAGACAUCUCUGCAGAGACAGGUCUGGGGCUCGGACAUGAGCUCCCAAGAGACCCCACAAGCUCGGAGAUUUCCAAUAGAGGCAGGAGAUUCUCCCAGCCUGGCAACGGCCCCCGAAACUCAGGAGCCAGUAGCCCCCGAGCGCGCUGCCACAAGGCAGCUGCGAAGAUGUCCAGGGUGCCACUGCCUGACCUUGCCCAACGUCCCCAUUGACGUCUAUAUUGCCAUGGGUGGGAGCCACAGGCCACGAACUACCUGAAGACUCCCUCAGGUCGGGCUCAAGUGCUGAGGCCACAGUGGCUGUCCCAGGAAACACGCUGACAGCCAGACAACAGUGAAGCAAGCCACACAGAACAGUGACGCACAUUUUAAUAAAAGG